GUGUAAAUUGGUUAAAAAUACAACUACUGGACUCAUUUUUAAAGCAACAUGUGAGCAGCUUUGAGACUUCAGCCAUUUCUGUAAAUGUUCUCGCAGCAGAUUUAAUCUGACUUCCUCACUGCGGCUGUGACAGCAGGGCGCACCCACUGCUGAGCAGUUCACGUACCUGCGCUCACUCGACAGUCACCACAUGAGCAAAAGGCUCAGUGGCUCAACAUGGCGAGGUUAAGCGAGCACGGGAUUCGCCUCAGUUCCAUGAGCCCUUCCUUCCUGAACAGCAACUCCACAAGUCACACUUGGCCGUUCAGCGCGGUGGCUGAACUAAUAGACAAUGCGUCAGACCCUGGUGUGUCUGCCAAACAAAUCUGGAUAGAUGUUGUUAAUGAAGAAGAUCAAAUGUGUCUCACUUUCACUGACAAUGGCAGCGGCAUGACCCCCAGCAAACUGCACAAGAUGCUCAGCUUUGGCUUUACAGAAAAGGGCUCAGGUAAGGCCAGUCUGCAGGCCAUUGGCGUGUAUGGGAACGGCUUCAAGUCUGGCUCUAUGCGCCUGGGCCGCGACGCUCUCAUCUUUACCAAGAACGGUGGUUGUCAGACUGUGGGCAUGCUUUCCCAGACCUACCUGGAAAACAUCAAAGCCCAGGCUGUCAUCGUCCCCAUAGUUCCCUUUAACCAGCAAACCAAGUCGCUGGUCGUUACGGAGGACUCAGAAGCCAGCCUGGCAGCAAUCUUACAACAUUCCAUCAUCAAAUCCCAGGAGCAGAUACAUGCUCACUUCAACUCCAUUCCCUCCAAAAAAGGCACCAAGAUUUUAAUCUGGAAUAUUCGCAGAGCCAAAGAUGGUAACACAGAGAUCGACUUUGAGACUGAUGAUACUGACCUUCGUUUGCCUGAGAUUCAGAUUGAAGAGCUGAAGAAGGGUCUGCGGAACAGUGGAUCUUUGAGACCUGAACAGAAUAUCCCAGAUAUGCAUUAUAGUCUCAGGGCCUACCUCAGUAUUUUGUACCUGAAGCCAAGGACUCAAGUCAUACUGAGGGGGAGGAAGAUUCUGGCCAAACUUGUUGCAAAGAGGCUGACUCAUAUUGAACAUGAUGUGUACAAACCUCAGUUCAGUAAAGAGAAGGUGAAGGUGACUUUUGGGCUAAACCCUAAAAGGGACCACUAUGGCAUCAUGAUGUACCACAAGAACCGACUCAUCAAGGCUUAUGAGAAAGUAGGCUGCCAGCUGAAGACUUCAGGUCAAAGGGCAGGGGUUGGCGUCAUCGGCAUCAUUGAGUGCAACUUUCUCAAACCAGCUCAUAACAAACAAGACUUUGAAUACACCAAAGAAUACAGACUCACCCUUAGUGCUUUGGGUUUAAAACUUAAUGACUACUGGAAAGAGGUGACGGAGAAGAAGGCCAGAGAGCGCGAGUUUCAGGCUUUAGACAAAGAUGACAAUGAAGACCAGCCAGUUUCUGACAAGAGUCCGAUGUGGUUACAGUGUGAAGAGUGUCUAAAAUGGAGAAGCGUCCCUGCAGGUCAUUAUAAGGUUACUCCCGAAAGCUGGACCUGCAGCCAGAACCCCAGUCCACGUUAUAGAAGCUGCUCAUCACCAGAGGAAGCAGAAGAGAGUGAGGAACUGUUAACACCAAGCUACCAGAAAAACCACAAGAAACUAGAGCAAUCCAGAAGUAGAAAACGUGAAAACUCAUUAGAGGGUUGUCAGUUUCAAGAAGAAAUGGCAAAACAUCUAAUCUUGUCACGUCGUUCAUCAGAGCCUUCCUUCCAGUCCACGCAAACACUUGAACAUGCCACCUCAGUAAUUAAGUCCCAUAUUAAAGAAAAGACAAUUGAACAUGAUGAGACAGACACACAUAACUUAACAAGUCAUCAUGCAGACACUCACACAAAUGUUGAUGGAAAUGUGAAUUCUGCCACAGACCCAAAAGAGAAGCCUAAUAAAAGAGACACAGUCAUUAAAGUUAAGAAUAAACUCGUACAGACACAAGCAGGGGUGGAAAAUAUUAAGAGGCUUGAAGACAAAGAUGGGGAAAUAAAGAUAAACACCUGCAUGGAGACAGUAGAACGGGAAAUGGAGCACAUAAACACUUUAAGCCUCAAAAGGAAGUCUGAAUCAUUAUAUCACUGUGUGAAAAAGAAGAAUUACUUUGGUGGAGAGCAGUCCGACUCAGGAAUUCCCAUAGAGGACAUGCAUCCUGAGAAACAAACGGACGCCUUCAAAAAUGACAGCAGCAACCCAGUUGAGAAUUCAGACUCUUUGCAGCAAACCCUCACCUCCCGCACCAGGAGCCACUCACUAAGAGCCACACAGACCGCUUUGGCAUCCUCACUGAGUGGAAGAGAUGGGCCACCAGGCAGGAUGCUGCCUCCAGAAGGGGAUGAUCGGGAGGCUAAAUUACUGAGGCUGCAUGCAUUAGAGAGAGAGGUUCAAAGGCUACGAAACCUUUUGGGUCAGGAUGUCAUAAGGACAAGUCAAGGCACAAUGACAACUGAUGAUAGUGAUGUUGCAAAGCCAAAACAAGGAAAAGUGAUCUCGACAGAACACACAGCAGAGGCUGGCUGCCAGACGGACAUGGCUGAGUGCUCCACCUCAGCCACUAACCCAGCCCCAGCUGCAGGGCUUCUGGGACUGCAAGUCCAGGGUCAGAGAGCCUCAUGUGAUCCAAAGGAUCAGUCUGAGCAGAACAGACUCCGGAAGGAGAAGACUGAUAGUCAGAGCAGGACGGCGCUGAGUGACAGCGAGGCCUGUGACAACACCAGGGUUACAUUUAUAUUCAGGGAAAGUAUUUCAAAAGGUUCUUUAGUAUCAGCAGAGCAGAACCUGCAUGACAUCCGUAAUAACGUGGUGGUGCUUCUUACGGCCCUGCUGCCCCAACUUGACCUGACAGACAUCAGUCUGGAAACGGCUGAUGUAGACAACAUCCUGCAGCAGAUCAUAGACGUUAACUCCCUGAAACUAUGAUAAGUGUACCUGCAAGUUCUAACAGUGGCUGUCAUUUCUCCUCAUGUUCAUAUGCAAAGUUUAAGCUGGUGAAAUUAUGUCUACAUAUAAAGCACAAUGUAACAGUUAUGCAUGUGUCAUUCUCUUAUAGUUCCAUUACUGGUAACCUAAUCAAUUUUUAUUCAUAAAGCACUUUUCAUUUGCUAGAAGCAUAAAGUGCUUUACAUAAUAAAAACAUUUGCAUAAUUAAAGAGAAACAUCAAUUAAAACACACCUACACACACACAUACACAUACAAAUGGUGCUCCCUGUUAAAAUCUAGAAUAUCAGAUAGAGAACGCAAAUGAUUUAUUCUGAUUGUAAUACCUCUCGCUCCAGCUGUCCCACAAUCCUGAAUUGGAAUAAGCGAUACAGUGAAUAAAUCAAUGAAUGAAUGAUUCUAAUACUAAUUCAAUGUGGGAGUCUAGAUUUAAAAUAUUCUAAUACCUCUGCAUUUCAAAUGACAGUUUUAUGUAUAAAAAUUAAGCCCCAACACUGACUACUAGCCGAAGUUUAUAUAAUACACCAGGUUUGCAAGCUAAGGUGGAGUAAUUCUUCUGCAAAAAAGCUGCAAAAAAGGCAGAAAAAAACAUAAUUUAACACAGUCUGAAUCUGCUUAUUAUUAUUAUUUUAUUUUUAUUUUUUACUUUGUUGUUCUAUUGGAGCAUUAUUCUGAGGAGAAAUCAUAGAGUGAACCUAUCUGCUGUAUAAUUUCCUCAAACUUAACAACAAUAAAACCAAAUUCAUUCUCAUUAGCACACCAACAGUUUCUCACUUUCUAUAGACAAGUCUUCAGUUUCCCCUUCCACUACAGUUAAGGGUUAGCACCUAAUCUUUUCAAGCCCACAUCAAGUAAUAUUACUCAGUCUUCAUACUUCCAUCUUCACAGCAUUAACCGCCUUCACCCCUCCCUCCCACAUCACUUCACUGCCGUCCUAGCCCACAGCCCGGUCACCUCCCAUCUUAAUUACUGUAACGCCCUUCUUUUUGAUCUAUCACAAAUCGCUCCAUAAACUUCAACUGGUCCAGAAUUCUGCUGCCUGGAUAGUCAAUAAAAACCCAUCCUCUUCCCACAUCACCCCUGUCCUACAACAGCUUCACUGGCUCCCCAUGAAUUUCCGUAUUCUUUUCAAAAGACUCCUUUUGACUUUUAAGGCCAUCCAUCAUCUUGCUCCUCCAUAUCUGUCCAUUCUGCUCCACACUGCCAUCCCUUUCUGUUCCCUUAGAUCCUCUUCCUCUCUUCAUGUAACUGUCCCAUCCCAUCACCUCGUUACCAUGAGGAGCAUGGAAUUCUCUUCCUCCUGACAUCUGUAAUGCUCCCUCUCUUUAAAUCUCUACUAAAAACCCACGUUUCAAACUCACCUACAACCUUCAACCCUUUUUCUCAUCUAUUUGUUUGCUGUAUUUUAAACUGUUUUACACCACUUUUUGUUUUAUGCACAUAGCUUCUUUGUUUUACUUUGAUUUCUUGGUUUUGUAAAGUGGCCUUGGGAUUCCUGAAAGGCUCUUUAGAUAAAAUGUAUUAUUAUUAUUAUAAAUAUAAGUCUUUUUAUCUGAAACUAUUUCAUAAUUCUAAUAUGUGUGAUGUUUUGCUCUUUUUUGUUUUACAUCUGUUUUUGUUGACUUUUAUAUACUGUAUUUGAUACAAAUUUGUUCAAUGUAUUCUGUUAAUGAGUGAUGGAGAUACUCAAUUGUUUACAAAUCUUUAAUAAACAAAACUUAAUGUUU
Melanotaenia boesemani (Boeseman's rainbowfish) is the source of this 4710-nucleotide messenger RNA. RefSeq lists its product as uncharacterized. The record is from RefSeq and is a predicted model, not a curated record. Lineage: Eukaryota; Metazoa; Chordata; Actinopteri; Atheriniformes; Melanotaeniidae. Gene Ontology annotation, cellular component: nucleus; nucleoplasm. The coding region runs from base 217 to 2964 and encodes 915 amino acids. The transcript is spliced from 18 exons. Gene Ontology annotation, molecular function: ATP hydrolysis activity; zinc ion binding.